ACAGUAAGCUGUCAAAAGCUUGUUGCUUAAAUCUGUGCAGCGCUACAGUAAAGUAAUGAAGCAACGAGGUCGAAAUAACGAGCUAUAAUUCUACGAACAGAGCGAUAAUUAAAUGAUUUGUUAAACAGACAUUUUGGGAGCACUUGCCAUCUUGUUUUUGUUGACGUUAGUUCACUUGGACUGCAGUGUCGUCUGUCCUAGCUGGUGCGUGAUUGCUGUUUCCUGAAGCGGUUCAUCCUUGAUAGUGAGAUCCCCAGCUUGAAGUUGGUCCGUCUACAUUGCUGGUCUUUGCUUUUUUCAAGGCCAGACUCAAUUAAGCACCCACACAGGAUACCUCAGCUGCAAGUCCUCUGCUACCACUUUGCACAACGUCAGCACCUAAGCCAUAAUAUAAGAGGACAGAGAUAAUGACCUGAGAAUGAAUGAGAAUUAAAUUCCCCUCACUUGUCUGAUAUUUAUGGGCACCAUCAUUUGUGGAAUAUACUCUUGAAUGUGUCACAGAAAAACAUACAUCUGCAGUUGUUUCUUUUUGAUGGGUGAUUUCUCAGUGAUUGACCAGCCAUCUGAUCUUUCUGCUCCAGUUGAUGGAGGACUCACCAAGUUGUUUUAAAAGAGGACUUUGCACAUAGAGCCAACCUACAGCUUUUGGUGUAUUAGGCACAAUAAGAUUAACUUAAAAUAAUUUAUGAUUAUAACCUUUUGGACAUGGCGUUGAACAUGUCUUCAGUAAGAGACACAAAAUGGCUAACUCUGGAAGUCUGUCGACAGUUUCAGCGAGGAAACUGUUCACGUAGUGAUGAGGAAUGCAAAUUUGCUCAUCCACCGAAGAGCUGCCAAGUUGACAAUGGGAGAGUUGUUGCCUGCUUUGACUCCCUGAAGGGCCGAUGCUCGAGAGAAAACUGCAAGUAUCUUCAUCCACCUUCACACUUAAAAACCCAGUUGGAGAUAAAUGGGCGCAACAACCUCAUCCAGCAAAAGACAGCAGCAGCUGUGCUUGCCCAACAGAUGCAGCUCAUGAUGCCAGGACACAGCAUGCAGCCUGUGCCAACAUUUCAUGUUACACAGGGACUGGGCUCAAAUACUGGUCUUAGUUAUGGUUCAUACAUGACACCUUUGAGCCAUGGAAUGAGCCUCAUCCCAACGGACAACCUCUCCAGCACCCAGGUUCUUGUUUCUGGGAGCCCACCCGUCACAGUCCAGAGCUCCUCCUCUUCUUCUUCUUCUUCUUCUCCCUCACAGAAGCUGCAGCGUUCGGACAAACUAGAGGUGUGCCGCGAGUUUCAGCGGGGAAACUGUGCAAGAGGGGAGACAGAUUGCCGCUUUGCUCACCCCAGUGACAGCCCAAUGAUUGACACCACAGAUAACACUGUCACUGUUUGCAUGGACUACAUCAAGAGCCGCUGCUCCAGGGAGAAGUGCAAGUAUUUUCACCCGCCUGCGCAAUUGCAGGCCAAAAUCAAAUCCAGUCAACAGCAAGUCAAUCACACAGCCGUCGCAGCCCAGGCUGCAGCCAUGACUCAGUCGACUGCCAAAGCAAUGAAGCGAUCCCUCGAGGCAACUGUAGACCUGGGCUAUCCCUACAGUGUACCCCUACCAAAGAGACCAGCUUUUGAGAAGAGCAACUGGGCCAGCUCUCUCCUCAGCCCUAGUUUUUUGCACUACCAACAGGCUCUAGCCAACUCACAGCUGCAGCAGCCCGCUGCUGCAUUUUAUCCCACAGGUUCUUUCUUCUGCAUGGCUCCCGCUAACAGCAUUGUCCCCAUGAUGUACAGUGCUACGCCUGCUACUGUCUCUGCAGCAACUACUCCCGCCACAAGUGUCCCCUACGCAGCAACAGCACCAGCCAAUCAGAUCAUCCUCAAGUAACCACCAGUAACAGAAGUCAGUGCCGUGUUGCUGCUGUUAAAGACGCAAAACAGCUGCUCUGUAAAUAUUCUGUUAACACCACACACUAUCUACAACAAUCUCCAUGCUGAUAACAUCACUGAAGAAAAGGUUGUAGACGUUACUCUGAUCUCUCAUAAUAAAUUACAUAGCUCAGUUACUAGGAUUAUACUGUGUUAGAUAAGUGUCACAGAAGAUUAUUUUAUGCACGCACCUUUGCACCUGCAUUAACAUGCAUCCUCAGUAGUGUGCAUAAUAUCCUGGUUUCUAUUUCCUAAUCCAAUUCUGACAAAGGUCAGAGGUGCAUUUAGCCUCUUAAUCAGCUGAAAUGCAGUGCGUCUCCAGUUCACAUAUAGGAGGCUCAAAAGGAAAAGAAUUAAGUUUUCUGAACAAAUCCAACCAGGAAGCACACAGGAAAAACAGGCAGUGCAGGUACAGUAGUAACACCUAAUAUUAACUGAUAUUGAAACACGCUGAAAUGUUGUUCACUGACCAUUUAAAAUGAUGUAAAUAGUACAAGAGGAAGGGAUGAGCAUGAUAGAUCUAAUCUGAAAACAAUACAUGUUAAGACCAGGUGUAAAGGGGUCCUAUAUUGUUUAAAUUGUAUCCUCAACAUAUUGAGCAACAAAUUAUUUUUCCUUUCUUGAAUGUGUUAUGUAAACUGAAAUGAUUUUCACAUUGAUUGUUUUAUCUAGUGCCAGCUUUAAUUAUUUCAAACAAACUAGUAAAACACACUUAUUUUAACUUUGAACUUUGAAUUUUACAUUGUAAAAAUUACGAAAGUUUCCUUUAAAUGUUCUGAGGGUAGACCAUCUAUAUUGUAUAACCUGUCAUCCCCAGAGAACAGGAUCAGUGCUCCACCUCCUGGUGUGCCUUUGCAUUGCAUAUACAGAAUGUUUGCUGCAGAUACUUUUUAUUUAAGGCAGUGAAGCAACAAUGAUUCAAACAUUUAGGUUUUACCCUCUGUAUUAUAAAUUAAAAAAGAAAUCCCAAAUAUUUGGGUUAUCGGUCACAGUGAUGGUCGAUUUGCUGAUGUAUCUGGAAGUGGUUUUCACUGGAGCCAGUUUCACAAAGAUAUACUUUGACUAUGGCUUAGGUCAAACCAAUCAGUCAGUUUUCAGAUGUCUGAAUUAAUAUGCUGCACAGAGAUGUCUAGUUCUUAAGUAUCUUAAGUAGGACUGAUGGCUGACCACAUAACCACCGCAGUCCGCUCAGCAGAACAUGUUUUGAUCCAAAAGUUAGAAGGACAUUGUACUGGGAAGAUUUCCCUCUCAUUUCUCGCUCCGCCAUAUUGUUAGAAACCGACAAAUUAUGAGUCAUGUUUUCCUCCUUUUUGUAGAUUGGUGACACUGGUCAGCAGGUGUCACUCACUGUUACCAUGGAAACACUGGUCAACAGGUGUCUUAACAUAACUCUAUCUUUAUUUCUGUGAGACUAUCUAACUUGCAUCAAAGAAAUCGAAGUGCAAAAUCCGAACGGGCCUUACAUUACAGACCAGUCUAAAAUAUCUUUGUGAAACCAGCUCCUGGUUCAACAUGAACAUUUAGCAAACCAUGUUUUUAACAAGAGCCUCCACAGCCAUUGAAUCAGUAAAGGGUGUUAGAAUUACUACCACUCAAAUUCAAACUAAAGUCCCUGUAAUCCCAUCAGGGAUAAAUUGAGUAGUGUGUGAACUGUCAGUCUUAAUGUUACAGUCUGUUGUCAGUACUGUAUUAUUUGAAUGUUACAAGUGCCUGAAGAAUUGUGCAGAUGAGGAUAUCCCUGCAUAUUUAAAAGGCUUUGUGUGAAAAAUCACUUGAUUAAAUCUACUUUGCUUAAGUCACAUUUAGAGAGAAAUGUUUUGCAAUGCUACGUCAGUGCAUUAAGUCUUUCAAUUCAUUUUCACAGAGGAAAUUUGUAUGUGUGUACUACUUAUAAGAGUUGAUAUCAAACUUAAAUUCAUUUGUUUCAAUUUUAAGAUGAUUAAUGUAUGGCAAUUGUUUCCAAAUUAGUUUCAUGCACAGUACAAUACUUUUAAGGAGGUAGAUGUUUGGUGAAGUUUAGUUGUGUAUGCUUGAUACCACAUUAUGCAAUUACCCGUCUUUGUUUGAAACUGACAGCAGACAGAGUGGGUAUUGUGUCUGGUUAAGUGAAAAACAAAACCGUUUUCACUCAUAUACCUAACAUUCUCUUGAAUACUUUUCAUGUAAGUUUUUAGUUCCCUGUUUUGUAAGCAGCUUGUGCAAAUAUCAACCUUUCCUUUUAAUGUUUCUGAUGUCUUUUCAAAUGACUGAUAUAAGUUUUUGUUUUUUUAUGAAAAUGUGUGUGUACAAUUUUGUGUGAUUAACUCUGACAAUCCACCAAGAGAUAUUUCAUUUGUUCACUUUUUAUUUUUAUUUUUUCUUCAUUUUUUAUGAAAAGUUUGACACAUUAUUGGUUGGAAUAUAAGGAGUAUACUUAGAGUAUACUACUGCAUAUUUUACUAGUUUAACAUUAGAAAAGAAGGCUUUUAAAAUGUAUUCUCUUCUAUUUUAUGAUGAAUGUAAUUUAUUAAACUGACUUUAGCUCUGCUGGAGGUUCCUCAAAGGGCCUUGAUCUGUUGUAUUAGCCUAUGAUAAGCCGUCUUGUGUCAAGGGUUUAAAUGUUGGAGCAAAAACAAAGCUUAAAACAUUUCAUCCCUGUCACUGCCUUGUCACCUGUGAGGGACAACAAACCUUUGUAUGAGCAAGGCAAUAGAAUUGCUUUUAAUGUACAAAAGUUCAUUGUACAGGCCACAUUUUAUGAAAAGUAACUUUCAUAAUAGUGUAAUAAUAGUUUGUCAUUUAAUUGUUUGGAUGUGUUGCUGAGGCAAUCUGAAGUUGCAGUGAUUAAAAACUGUAUUUUUGUAGGGGAUGCUUUGGUUUUUCCUCCUCACAAUAACACAUUAGAUUGUACUGUCAUAUAUUUGACUUUAUUAUGCCAUGGUGAAACACUGUAAGUGAUCCAGUGCAUGAGAAUAUAUUUUGAAAUGUGAAUUUUGUGUUUUAUAUGGUUUUCACUGCAUGUUAACAUCUUGCAGCAAACAUAAUCCACUCUCAGAUAAUCUGCAGUCAGGGGGUCAGCAGUUGAUGCUUCAGCGGCUGUUUGAACCUUCAUUUUCUUUUCAUAAUAUGUUUGCUUUUCAAGUUUAGGUUGUUAUUAGAUAUAUGACAUGUGUUCCCUUAUUUAUUUUACCUGCAAAUAAAAAGGCAUAUAGCCAAAUGUAUGUUUUACACCUUUUGGCAAAAAGCUUGAAUGUCAUGGAUACACCCCCACAUGGAGGUUGUUUGAGAUUUGGGUCACCCAGUCAAAAAGAUGUGGACAGUAAGAAUGUUUGGUCUGACUGACUAAAGCACUUUCUCAACCGUCAGACUGAGAGGACAUGCUUUUUGUAAACUUUGCCUUAUCUUUAAUCUAUUCCUAAGUUUGUAUUUGUUCAGUAACUAAGAAUUUCAUUUUGUCUAAUAAAUAAAAAGCAUUUCACUGAA
Perca fluviatilis (European perch) is the source of this 5369-nucleotide messenger RNA. RefSeq names its product muscleblind-like protein 2a. The transcript is spliced from 10 exons. NCBI's taxonomy places the organism in Eukaryota, Metazoa, Chordata, Actinopteri, Perciformes, Percidae. Gene Ontology annotation, molecular function: metal ion binding. The record is from RefSeq and is a predicted model, not a curated record. Bases 706 to 1866 code for a protein of 386 amino acids.